GGAACGUGGGAUGUUGGUGACGUCGCUGAUGAUGUCAUCACAGCUAUAUAUACAUAUAUACCAGGCUCCUCCCUCACAGCAGCAGAGAGACAGAGGGAGAUUUGAAGAGAGAGGAUAUGUUUGACCUGGAUAAAAUUGACUUUUCUGCUCUAAUGGCGAAACCAAAAGGGACAAAGGUGUUUGUGCCUGAUAAAUGUAAGGUGCAGUUCUUCCGGGGCAAACUGGGACAGAGUCUUUCUUCUGAUAGACAAGAUUGUGACUUCGGAGACCCUAAAAUGUCCAAGAAACUCGGGGAUUACAACUGCCUGCACGAUAAAUACUUAAAGAAGUUCUUCAGACAUCCAGAGAAAAAGAAGAGGCUCAUAAAACUUGGCCUAAUUUCUCGGCAUGGAAAAGUCCAGUGCUCCGUAAAGGAAUUUAAUGACUACGUUGAGCACCUGAAGAGCACCCCACUGAAACAGGAUACAUCAGAAUUCAAGCAGCCCAGCUUACAAAUGACCUGCCAGAGCAAGGACUCCAGCCGCCCGGAGAAGAAGGAGAGGCGCAUGAAACAAAAACUAACUAAUCAGGAUAAGGAUGAACGCACAUUACUUACACAUUCUUACACAUUAGAGCGUGAUUAUGAUCAGUUUUUUGAUUUCAAGACUGAGAAAGAGCCUGAGGAGCUGCAGCUGAUAGACCUCGAGGAGGAGGAGCAGGAGGAGGAGGGGGAGAGCUUCCAAACUGGGGUGGCUGAUGUUUUAGUGGAGGACAUAGACCAAACUCCUAGAGAGGAAACGGUGGAGAUGACAACAUCAAAGCCAAUCCUCCCACUCGAAACUGAGAAGAAGCUGAAGAAAAAGAAAUCUUCCAGUUUGACUUGGAUAAAUGUCCAAGAUUCAUCCACCAUCCAGGAGAAAAUGGAGGAAACUUGUAAAGAAGAUGACAGCCGAGGCUCGAUCUGGUCCAUCUUUAAGAGAGUCUGGAAGGCAGUAAAGCGCCCCAAAUCAGCUCCUUCUGUCAUCUAAAUUCCCCCAUUUUUUCCCGCCCUACCCCUCAAUACCCCCCCUUUCACUUUCACUUCUUUUUUAUAUUAAUCAUAUGAUUUGGUCAACACAAUCCAUAUUAAUCUAUUGUAUUGUAUCAAAUUAUACGCCAUAUUGUCAAAUUCGCAACCGUCUGAAGUCUGGACUUUAGCUCCAUAGUCGUUAUGUCAAUCCAGACCCAGUGUAGGCUUAUUUAAAAUCAAAACCAGAAACUUAAUUGCUCAGGCCUUGUGAGCUAUACUCAUAUAGCUCACAAGGCCUGUGCAAUUUAGUUUCUGGUUUCUAGUUUAGUUACGUUUCUGCAGUAUAAAGGUAGAUAAUUUAUUUAUUGUAUAGGUAUUGUAGAUUAUUUGCAGGCAUCAGGGAGCAAAUAUAUAUAAAACUGUUUAUGUGGUCUUAAAGUCACGUCAUAUCAUGCAUUAGUCAUAUGUGGUUUAGACCAGAGGAGGAUGGGUCCCCCUUGUGAAGCCUGGUCCCUCCUGAGGUUUCUUCCUACACGGGAGUUUUUCCUCACCACUGUCGCCUCGUGCUUGCUCACUUGGGGUUACAUGUUUAGUAAAAAUCACUAGACUAAUAAACGCGUGAUGUGACGUGACCUUAAAGAAACCACAUAACAACGAACGCAGCCUUGACCAAAUCAUAUCAUUAACACUCACCACCAAAAUAAUAAAAAUGUUUAAGAAUAUUAA
Molecule: messenger RNA, 1714 nt
Organism: Astyanax mexicanus (Mexican tetra)
Lineage: Eukaryota; Metazoa; Chordata; Actinopteri; Characiformes; Acestrorhamphidae
Exons: 8
Coding region: 117-1007 (296 amino acids)
Source: RefSeq, a predicted model, not a curated record